Pocillopora meandrina is the source of this 6140-nucleotide messenger RNA. NCBI's taxonomy places the organism in Eukaryota, Metazoa, Cnidaria, Anthozoa, Scleractinia, Pocilloporidae. The record is from the annotation of a GenBank genome assembly.
CUAAGAAUAAAGGUCACCUGCGUUUGAUUAUAACUUGUAGAAGCCAUGUUUGAAAUUACAGAUGGAAUGGUUACGAAAAGUCAACAUAUAUUCAUAGCACGUGACCUCGAUAUGCUUUAGAUCAGCAUAUAAAUAAGAGAAUCAGCCAAGUAUUUAAUUCAUUUUGUCGCUCAUUUGGUUUGAGUAAACACUCUUGUACGUUCAUCGCGAAAAUGGCGUCUACAUACAAGUUGACUUACUACAAUCUCCGAGCCAGGGGAGAGCCUACAAGACUUGUUUUCGUAUACGCUGGGGUGGAUUAUGAAGAUGUUCGUAUCCCGUUUGAUCUUAAAAGCGAAGAGUGGUUGGCAUUGAAACAAAGUAAGUUCUAAUCUUAGAACAUCGAUUACAUCGAGUAUCAUGAGGUAUAAGAUAAAUGUGUUUUUGAACAAUAUUAAGAGCGCUGUUUUCUCUACAGGUGGAAAGUGCCCUUUUGGACUGGUACCUAUCCUUGAAGUCGAGGGAGUGACCCUUUGCGAGUCCAUGGCUAUCCUUCGGUUUGUAGCCAAACGACAUGGUAAGUAUUUUAGUGAUCUCUUUCGCAGCCGUUCCUUGGGAUGUCACGCUAUACGCCCUCUCUUGGAAGGAGCGUUGCGUGACAUCCAUAAGAACGCCAACGUAAGAGACUGGUAUUGCACCUACACACAGGAUAUUACCAGACCCCGUCCAUAUAAGGCCAGAUGAAUUUGAAAACGCAACGUAUUUUCUGAUCCUACAUUUACGUCAAAUUUACGCAUAAACUACCCACCGAAAACGGAGUUAUGAAAAGCGCCAUAGAAAUUAGAAAAAAGAAAAAAAAAAAAAAAAAAACAAAAGUUUGUUUUGGUAAGGACGGAAACACGUAGAACAUAUGCUUUUCGAAAACGCUUGACGUCAAAGUUUUUUGUUUUCUACUUGUUUUUUGUUGUUUUUGUUGUGAUUUUGAGUAGCUUACUUUUUUUUUAUUUCAUAUCGCUGUGAUGUGUGGGAAGGAAACUUCAGUGGUAUUUGUUUUCCGGCUUUAUAUGAGAAUUUUUUUCUGUGUUCAAAUUUACUUCAAUGUAGAAUGGACUGCGCUCCAGACUCGCUUACUCUCUAAUCUGUAACCUAACUUUUCUCGAAAAGUGAAUUUCACGGCUAAGAAAUAAUUCUAAGUAACAAGAGGUCCAUUUUUGUUCCUUACAGGUUUGAUGCCCAGUAAUGAUCUGCAGCAAGCCAAAGCAGACAUGUUUGCUGAAGGAGUGUACGAUUUAGAGAACGAGAUCGUUCGUGCCAUUGUCCAUGCUGAUCCGGCCCAACAGGUAUUGUACAAAGUCAAAAUCAAUAAAGCGAAUAAAAAGAAAUAAGAGAAAAAGAGCAAAAAAAAGGGAGAGAGAAAGAGAAACGAAAAGAUGAACUGCGCGCUAAGAUCUCUGGGAGGAAAGAGCAUGGUUUGCAAGGCGGUCAGUUAUUUUAUUUAUUUAUUUAUUUAUUAUUUUUUUUUUUUGCGCUGUUUUCCUGUGACUCGUGUAACGGACUGGGCUAAGAAAGAUAGGUUGCUCGUUGUCUUAUCAAGAGAGUCAGAGGACUUCUAAGGAGGAAAAUAUAGAAGGAGGGAUGGCAAGGGCAGUUUUUUUAUUCAACGUGUGUACCGCAGUGACUGUAAACGUCCGAAAGAAAGAAUUCUUUGAAAGAAGCCGAAAAUUCUAUCGUUUUACCAAAUUCCAAAGUAUACAGCCCUUCGAAAUUAAAUAAAGUUAAUAAAGUUAAUUUGUGACUUUGAAAGUAAUUCUCUUUUUUAGCUACAACAAUGCGAUAAAUAAAUUGCUUCUGCAUCUUUUCAUUAAUAUCAUUAUUGAUGUUAUUGUAGGUUUCGUUUUCGAAUUUCAGUUUUGAAGAAUAUCCAAUCAAAUCGUUUCUUUGCAAUAAUUCUUUCAUUUCUUCGUUUCUUUAAAAAUCCAUAGAAAGUUCUGAUGGAAAAGUUCAAUAAGGAGUCCUUACCCAGGCGAUCUAAGUACUUUGAAAAGAUCUUGGAAAAGAAUCCUAAAGAUGAAGUCUACUGUGUUGGAAAUAAGGCAAGUGGUUUUGCUCUCAAGGGUUCGUAACCUAGACGAAUGUCUACCUUGUUCUGAGACCAUUUUUAUCCUUGAGACCUGAUAUCAUUCAACACCUGGGGGAGAGGGGUCGGAGGAUUUUGGUUUUGCCACAAUAAAAUUUACCUGAUCCCUUCAUUAGGCUCUAUAGUAUUCUAGUGACACCCCCUCCCCCCUCACUGACCAUUAAUUUUCUAUAGUUCCCCCCCCCCCUUAUUUAUACUUCGUUCUCCGUGAAAACCUUUUAAUUCCUCCAUAAUCCACCACACCCCCCCACCCCCACCCUAGGCGAAAAUUUAUUGACUAGUCCGCUAUCGCUAUAGGCAGACUUUAUGAACUUGUUCUGAAUUCUUCUUUUCAUAUAUAUAAUUAUUCAGUGGCUUCAUACAUAAUAAUCAUUUAAUCAUUUUUUGUUCCAGCUGAGCUUUGCGGACAUCUGCUUCUUCUCGUUCUACAACUCAUACAUUGCUAAAGGCCAACUGGAUCCUCCAGACGUGCUGAAAGAUUGCCCUCGCCUUACUACUCUGUACAAGAAAGUCAGAGAUGAACCUAAGAUUAAGGAGUGGAUCGAGAAACGCCCUGAAACAGCACUGUAAAGACCAAUCAGCCGAGGAUACAAUCAUUAACCCUUCAACCCCUAAGAGUGAUUAAAAUCUGAUUUCUCCUUACAAUAUCACCCCUAAACCACACAUUAACGUCACAAGAAUUAAGCAAAUGAUCACCAACUGUUACACGAUUCUACCAACUUAUAGAUAGUUGAUCGAUGAAUAAAAACAGAAUGUAGAAAGCAAUUAAAGAGUAAGUAUCUCCUCUAAAUUGAUCAUGACGAUAGACGGACGGAAUUUCCAAUUCCAGUAGCUUUGCUGCAAUAAAAGUGUCAGUUAUCAAGCACUUUUCCUUUCGAUUUUAAGAAGUCUGGGAACGAGUUAAGAAGAGAUUCCGAUUGACUCAUAGACACAAUAGACUUCCGAACAUCUUUCGUGUUUUCCGACACAUACUCUUCCCCACCCCACCCCGCCUCCUCCCCCACAGAAAUCGGCUCUCACUUGGCGAAGGAGACACAAUAUACGUCACACCAUUGUUUUUAUUGUUUCUUAUUACCAGUUGUAAUUAAAUUCUAUUGUGACGUAAUUGUGUCUUCUACACUAAGUAAGAGCUCAGAAAUCGGAUACUAUCGAAAGAUAUCAUCCGUAAAUCACAAGUCUCCGGACGCCACGCGCUUCUCGCCUCACACGCUCUUGUUUCGCUUGCUACCUGCAGCUUCUGCAAACAAUGCCUUCGUACAAGUUGAUUUACUUUCCACUUCGCGCAAAAGCGGAAGCCAUCAGAAUGGUUUUCGCCGCCGCCGGAGUUGAUUUCGAGGACGUAUGUUAUACAAUGGACGACUGGAUUUCAAAAUACAAGAAUUGUGAGUAGUCAUUUGAGUAUUGCCUAUUUGAAAAGCUUGGAUACCCCCCGAGAUAGCUGUAGUAAAGAAGCUUUGUGCAAGGAUAUCCUGCUGACAACCUUUUCAUCAACGCUAAAUGAACAUUGGUUCCACAAUUUCCUAGCUGAUCAAGUUCCUUUACCGAAAUCAAACAAGCCAUUAUAUUUCUUCGCAGCCACGGUCAAAGGAGCGCACUGAACCGUGACGGUGCAGAUCUCGCCGCAGCCUCAAUUCGUCUUCAGUCUUUACCCUCUGUUAACUUUAAUAAUUAAUUCGUCAAAUUUUAGCUGAGUUGCCUAGAAUAUUCAAACCACGGACGCCUGACUUGAAAGAUUACAGUUUGUAUGGGUGUGUCGAGUAUUGUUCUUUCUGUUUCUUCUGUAAACAUACACGAUAAAUGUUGAUAUAUUUCAGACCACAGGUUAUUGCGAAAUCUUUUCUGCAAAGAUCGCUUUCAUAUUCAUUGCGAAAGCAUAUUUCGUUUGUUCCGCUUUGUUUCACCCUUCUCUGCGCCACACCCCUCGAUAACGGUGCCGGUGCUCUGUACAUAAAUUUUGUUAUUUGGUUGGAGAAGUCAUUACUUCAAAUCCUCUUGUAAUUCAGACAAGAGAACCUAAACACAUAGUUUGCAUAUGAUAUUCUUCCAGUUUUUACCAUGCAGACUUCUUUUUCGGUUUUAUGCUUCUCCUGAGAUUCGCCUCGAUCUAAUAACUUGAAUGCCCUAACAGGAUUGCUGCCACUUGGCUGAUACAAGUAUAAUUUUAAUUUGCAACCCAAUCUCACACUAAAAGAAAGUGACUGUGGUUAUUUGCAGACUGAUUAACAGGCCUCUAGCUCCCGAAUUCCGGGUGUGCUCCAGCACCGAUUUUUUCCUGAUAUAAAUAAGUUAUGGUAAAAGGAGGUAGUAUAUCUCAUAUUUUGAAUGAGAUUAUCGGCCAAAUCUACAUUUCUGCUAAGACCUCGCGUAUAUCGGACUUUUCUUGCAAGUUAUGGGCCUUUACGUGAGACUUCGAACAAGGAGUCUGAAGGAAGAUUCGAAGGAAAUUAAACUGCGUCUUCAAGUUUUUCAAUAAGUCACUCUUAGGUUCAAAUGAAUCGUCGAAAUCUGGAUCUGAGCGCUGUUCUCUUUCACAUCUCAAUGUGAGCCACGAUGACUGAAAUAGAUUUCUGAACAAUCAUAAAUAGUAAUGCAUGCCUUGUUUCUACGACCACUAGCGCGUUUAUUUAUAACUAACGACAAAAAUUGGUAUAUUUUAUUCUUAAUUCAUUUAAGCUGGAAUAAGCCCUUCCCGUCAGCUACCAGUGCUGUACGUUGAUGGUAAAGUACUUAUGGAGUCCAAAGUCAUUCUCAGUUACGUCGGCAAAGAACUCAGUAAGUAUUGAAUUAAUGCAGGAGCCCAUACGCUCCUGAUUAAUAUUACCGCUGCAGCCGUUACUUGGUUCCGUCACGCAACGCUCUUUCUCGGAAGGCCAAACGCACCCCAGGGGUUAUCGUUAUACGGGAUUUUGAUUAAAAAUAAUAGGGAUACAGGAUAUUUAACUAAUAGUGAUUCCGAGAUUUAAACCACAGGAAUUAAUGGGAUACGAGAUACUGUAAUUAAACCAAAAAUCAAUAGGAUAAUGAAUACUCAGACCCGCCAAUGGGACCUCCGCUUUGCGAGACGAGUAAUAAUGUGGGAUUAAGCGCUCCUUCGCGCUCUUUGAACGGCUUACGGAGUAUUUUCAUGACAAGAGGACUUGACCAAUACUCCAUUAAAGUGGGCAGUAAAGAAAUAUACUUCAUUCACAUAAACCAUAUUUUCCUUCAGAUCUCGCUCCAAAAGAUAAUUUUCAACUGGCGCAGGCAGACGUCUUAGCCCACAUAAUUAAUGACUUGGAAAACGUGUUAAGCGCAGCUAAUAGACACGAAGAUUCAGCGGUGAAGGUUAGUGAAAUCACUCACUCCCAGACAAAACGCCAUCGAUCAUAUUUUAUUUGCAUGAAUUUCUGGUUUCCAGUAGCACUUAAUAUGUUAUAAUUUCCCCUUGUCUAGGAGAAAGCCUUAGAAACUGCUCGCAAAGAAGUUAUUCCAGACAAAUGCGGAUAUUUUGAGAAGUUUUUGAAGGCCAACGACAAGGAGGGAUUCUUUAUUGAAGAUAAGGUAACAUAAUACUGUCCACUGCCAUGCAGUACAAAACAAUUCAGUGUUACGUUGUAGUGUAAUUUAAUAGAAUGGAGAGCACUGCGGUGCCGCAACGGAUUGCAAUUUGUAAGUACAUUCUAGUACUCAUUUGAUUGCCCGUUUCCAGGCUUUUCAGAUAAAAUGACAGAAUCAUUUGGCAGUCAUAUUUACUGACACUAAUCAAUAUCCCACAGCUGACCUAUGCUGAUAUCGUGGUAUUCACCUUCCUGAACAGCUACUAUCUGAAAGGAAGCGCUGAAGGAGUCCCUGAGGAGUUGAAGGCAUUCCCCAAACUACACGCCUGGUACGAGCUGGUCAGAACGCAACCCAAGAUUCAACAAUGGCUCAAGACUCCGCGACCAGAUCUCGGCGAGUACCCAUACUGAACGGACACGUGACUGGAUAUGCAAUACUUGAACCAUAGUUGUGGAACGAAAAGGAGACUCGGAAAACACAAUAAACU